Octodon degus (degu) is the source of this 774-nucleotide messenger RNA. Its product is annotated as cathepsin G-like. Gene Ontology annotation, molecular function: serine-type endopeptidase activity. The coding region runs from base 1 to 774 and encodes 257 amino acids. NCBI's taxonomy places the organism in Eukaryota, Metazoa, Chordata, Mammalia, Rodentia, Octodontidae. The transcript is spliced from 5 exons. The record is from RefSeq and is a predicted model, not a curated record. Gene Ontology annotation, biological process: proteolysis. Gene Ontology annotation, cellular component: cytoplasm; intracellular membrane-bounded organelle.
AUGAAGCCACUCCUGCUCCUGCUGGCCUUUGUCCUACUCCCUUGGUCCAAGGCAGGAAAGAUCAUUGGAGGACAAGAAGCCAGACCCCACUCUCACCCCUACAUGGCAUUCCUUCAGAUUCAGGCUCCAGAUGGUCUUCAAAGUUGCGGGGGUUUCCUGGUGCGAGAAGACUUUGUAAUGUCAGCAGCUCACUGCUGGGGAAGUGUUAUAAAUGUCACACUGGGGGCCCACAACAUCCAGAGGCGGGAAAGGACCCAGCAGAUUAUCUCUGUGCGCAGAGCCAUCCCCCACCCUGGAUAUGAUCCCCAAACUAUCAUGAAUGACAUCAUGUUACUACAGCUGAAGAGAAGAAUCAGACAGAAUCGAGCUGUGAGACCAGUGGCCCUGCCUAAUUCUGGGAGAAAGCUGCAUCCUGGGGCCUUGUGCACAGUGGCUGGCUGGGGCCGGGUCAGCCUGGACAGGAGGACAGACAGACUGCAGGAAGUACAGCUGAGAGUGCAGAGCGAUCGGAAAUGCAGUCGUCGCUUCAGAACCUACAGAAGCGAGACUGAGAUUUGUGUUGGGGACCCUAGACAAAGAAAGAUCGCCUUCAAGGGAGAUUCUGGUGGCCCCCUGAUAUGUAACAAUAUGGCUCAAGGCAUUGUCUCCUAUGGAGACAGCCAAGGAAUUCCUCCAGAAGUCUUCACUAGGAUCGUAAGCUAUCAGUCAUGGAUACAAAGAACAAUGAGACGCUUCAAACAAGUAGAUGAGAUUGAAGAUUCCCCAACCCCGUGA